Arvicola amphibius (Eurasian water vole) is the source of this 1089-nucleotide messenger RNA. RefSeq names its product ankyrin repeat domain-containing protein 7-like. NCBI's taxonomy places the organism in Eukaryota, Metazoa, Chordata, Mammalia, Rodentia, Cricetidae. The record is from RefSeq and is a predicted model, not a curated record. The coding region runs from base 1 to 1089 and encodes 362 amino acids. Gene Ontology annotation, molecular function: protein binding. The transcript has 9 exons.
AUGAGGAACUUGGUUCACGGAAUUAAGGAAAAGACACCUAUGGGAUUCUGCGAUGUUCCACGAAAAAACCUGUUGGACUUUUUCCGUGACAUGAAAAGCAUUUCUGUCCCAAAUAAACCCAGAUACAAACCUCUCAAAAAGAUCCACCGGGCUGCAAGUGAGGGUGAUGUAAAGAGACUGCAGAAAAUGAUAUGUCUUGGGAAACACAGUGUACACGACAGAGACUUUAAGCAAAGGACUGCUCUGCAUUUUGCUUGUGCCUAUGGCAAGGUAGAAGCAGUAAGUGUUCUACUGAGAAAUAAUUGUGACAUUGAUGCUGUUGACAGAAACUCCAUCACACCUCUAAUGAAGGCUGUACAAAAUUGGACAUAUGGAUGUGUGCAUACAUUGUUGAAGCAUGGUGCUGACCCAAACCAUAUGGACAAAAAUGGCAAUACUUCUCUCCACUAUGCUGUGUCUGAAGACAAUCGGAUGCUGGCUAAAUACUUACUUAAGUAUAGUGCAAACAUGGAGCAAAAGAACAAGGAUGGCUUUACACCACUUUUACUGGCUCUCAAGGAAAACAAAAUAGAGAUGGCGAAAUUUUUAGUAAAGAAAGGAGCAAAUAUACAUGUAUUUGAUGAGAUGAAAAGAAACACACUCUUAUAUGCCAUAAGAUGGGAUGCAAAAGAUAUGGUCAGUCUCCUUCUGAAAGAAGGAAUUGACUUUUUCUUUAAAGAUGUAUUCGGAUGGACUGCAUUACGUUAUGCUAUUGAAGGUACAAGUAAAGGUAGUCGGAAAAUUCUUAUGGACUAUGAUGAAAAGUUACGUAUUAAAAAUAAAGAUGGCAGUGUAGGUAAGGCUUAUGAAAAUGAAUACAAGAAUUCUGAAGAAAAUUCAUUAGCCAAGAACACCAGUGAUCCUACUUCUGUGUUUACCUUGCCCAAAUCAAAUGAUGAUGAUGAUGAUUUUAAUGACAAGGUAAACAUAGAGGGGACUUUGGUUGUUAGUGGUGGUGAGAUCACAUCAAGAGAGAGAAUGCAUCCUUUUUCUCAUGAGCAUGAAAAUAAAAAUCAAGGAAGAAGCAAAGAAAGGAAGAAUAGGAGCUAA